Molecule: messenger RNA, 273 nt
Organism: Angiostrongylus costaricensis
Lineage: Eukaryota; Metazoa; Nematoda; Chromadorea; Rhabditida; Metastrongylidae
Source: the annotation of a GenBank genome assembly
AUGAAACUCGAUUCAUUCGAACAACUUACAACCCGAAUCGGACGUUUACGAUUAAAAAGACGUGGAUCAAUUCUGGCUUUGACAAUGUUCGUCGUAUACGCGCUGCAAUCAAACUACGACGAAGAAGAAGUCGAAACGUUCUACAUGGACUUGGAGAAGUUCUACAAAGAAGACCACACAUUCUUCAAGGUCAUCGAUGGAGAUUUCAACGCCAAGAUUGGAGCAAGAAGAACGUUUGAAGAACGUCACAUUGAGACCCACGGGAUAGAAUAG